Messenger RNA from Trypanosoma conorhini, 430 nucleotides. RefSeq names its product alanine aminotransferase. The annotation marks the transcript as partial. NCBI's taxonomy places the organism in Eukaryota, Euglenozoa, Kinetoplastea, Trypanosomatida, Trypanosomatidae. Gene Ontology annotation, molecular function: L-alanine:2-oxoglutarate transaminase activity. The record is from RefSeq and is a predicted model, not a curated record. The transcript has a single exon.
AUGCUGCGCAAAACACUCCUCGGGCUCUCCAAGGCCAUCCCCAUCAACCCCCGUGUGGUGGCGGCGCAGUACGCGGUGCGUGGGCUGAUCCCCAUGCGGGCGGACGAGAUCAAGAAGGCGCUGGCGACGCCGGAGGGGAGGGCCAAGUACCCCUUCUCCAGCCUUGUCUACUGCAACAUCGGCAACCCACAGGCGCUGGAGCAGGCGCCGCUGACGUUCUUCCGGCAGGUGAUGUCGCUGAUCGACGCGCCGUUCCUGCUGGAGAACGAGCAGGUGACGUCGCAGUACCCGGCGGACGCCGUGGCGCGUGCGCGGGAGUACCUUGGCCACAUCGGCAAGGGCACGGGCGCCUACACGGACUCCGCGGGCUACGCCUUUGCCCGCGAGAUUGUGGCGCGGCGCAUCGACGAGCGCGACCACGGCGCACAGC